Molecule: messenger RNA, 1147 nt
Organism: Ipomoea triloba (trilobed morning glory)
Lineage: Eukaryota; Viridiplantae; Streptophyta; Magnoliopsida; Solanales; Convolvulaceae
Product: putative F-box protein At1g32420
Exons: 1
Coding region: 2-1147 (381 amino acids)
Molecular function (GO): protein binding
Source: RefSeq, a predicted model, not a curated record
CAUGGACGGAGCGAGAUCGCCGGCUGUCUCUGAUCCACCGCCGUCACCGUCAAAUUUGCCUCGCGAUAUCCUCGCGGAAAUUCUCAAAAGGCUCCGGGCAAAAACCCUAAUGAAAUUCAAGUGCGUUUCAAAAGAUUGGUUUAACCUAAUCCGCGACUCUUCCUUCGCAGAAUCUCACCUAAAUCACGCUCGAACCCGACCCGACUCCUCGCACCUUCUCUUCGCCUUCUUCGCCAUUGACGACCAAAUCCACACAAUUUACCCAACCAACGAGAACCUUUCCUUAACUUCUCAACUUCCAUCGCAUACUUUUGACGAGGAUUUUCAACCUUGCUCUAACGUUGCCAACGGCCUUAUUUGCGUCUGUUCAAUCCGCUCCACUCAGCCUCGUAUUUGGGUUCUCAAUCUCACCACCAAGCAGAAGAAACCCCUCCCGCACCCAAAUUUGGCCAACACUUAUUCUAUCCCAAAUUUCUGCCUCAGCAUAUUCUACCUAGGGUGCGAUCCAGUCUCAAAUCAGUACAAAAUCCUCCACCAUUACAAACAGGCGUACGAGGUUCUCACAUUGGGAACCGAAACCUGGCGACCGGUACCAGGAAACCCUACCGCAGAGAUUGAUUUAUUGAAAGCUCGAGAAGGUUUCAUUUACCAAGGAAUGGGACACGAAGGUGUGGCUUCCAUUAACGGCAGAAUUUAUAUCAGAAACUUAGAGGCGGAGGUUAUGUCAUUCUUCGAUUUGAAGGAUGAGAAAUUCGGAGAAGUGGAUUUUCCAGAAAGUAUAGAGGGCGUUUGCCGUUACACGGCCGAUUUAAUCGACUUCGGUGGGAGAUUAGCGAUUGUGGUCGGAAAAUACGAGAUUGUGAGGCAACUACGAAUUUGGAUUUUGGAAGACGAGGAUAAUAAUUGCGUUGAGAAGAGAUUAACACUACCAAAACGUAAUAAUCUUUACGUGGAAUUCAUCGGCGUCAUAGGUAAUGGCAAGGUGAUAGUUAACUGUAAGGAUUAUUGCAGCUUUGACGUAAGCCCUAGUUACUUUAAAUAUUAUGAUUUGAAGACGUUGGAAGUUACUAGCAAUAGUGUAAUUAAGAUUCAGCCGCACAGGGAUCCUCUGUCGUACAAUUAUGUUGAAAACAUUGUCCCAUUGUGA